AGCCCGGUGGAUGCCGGGAGAUGUAGUCUUGUAGGACUUAUUGUACAGAGUGCUGUGAGGCCCGGUGCUGGGAGUAUGAUCUCAUGGCCGCAAUGCUGUCCUCUCCCCGGGGUGUCCGAGGCAUUUACUGACCGCCAGUGACCGACAGAAUUGCACCUUUUUACUUGUGCCGAUAGCAGCGAUGGAUGCUCCAUGGCGUCAGGGUGGCAGAGGUCGAGCCAGAGGUCGAGGUAAUACUAUCAAUGGAGGACCAGCUCCAGCUCCAGGCCCAGCAGCUACAAGAAAUGCUGCCCACUCAAGAGAAGAUUUAAAUAGUGUUUCCAAACCUGGUCCUGGAAGAGGGAAUGUUUCAUAUGCUUCUGUAAGCAAGCCCCCGAAUGCACUGCAUGCAAGUGAAGGUAAUGUGGAUAGCUCCAAGAAGAAGUUUGAAGAGAUCCAAAAAGCCAAUCAGGCAUUGGUAAGAAAGAUCGUGGAAGACAAUUAUAGCUCAUCAGAUGAAGAUGAUGAUGAUGAAGAUGAAGAUUCUGAAGGGAAACAGAACAAAAUAUUAGAUUUAACCUUUACAACCUACACAAACCAAACAGAUGGCGAUGUCAGUGAAUUGGCGCGCACCAAACAAUACAUGAGCGAGGCUUUUCAGUCUGGAGCUGUGACUUGCUUGAUAUGCAUCGCUUCAGUGAAGAGAAACCAAGCUGUCUGGAGCUGCUGUGCCUGUUAUUGCAUAUUUCACAUGCCGUGCAUCCAGCAGUGGGCCAAGGACAGCAUAUUCCUUGUAUCUUCACUCACAGAUGAUGACUUUGGAAAGAAAGAUUAUCCUUGGCCUUGCCCAAAGUGUCGAUAUGAUUACAAGCGAUCCCAGACACCUGCUAGAUAUAACUGUUAUUGUGGUAAAGUAGAAGACCCACCACUGGACCCGUGGCUUGUACCUCAUUCUUGCGGCCAAGUUUGUGAAAGAGAAUUUAAGCCAUCUUGUGGUCACAAAUGCUUGCUCUUGUGCCAUCCAGGACCUUGCCCACCUUGUCCAAAGAUGGUCACCAUCACUUGUUUCUGCAAGAAGGCGAAGCCUAUUCCACGCAGGUGCAGUGCCAAAGAAUGGUCCUGUCAGCAGUCAUGUGGAAAAACGCUGUUGUGCGGGCAACACAAGUGUGAAAAUCAUUGCCAUAAAGGAGACUGCCUGCCAUGCCCCAGAGUCAGCAAGCAAAAAUGUCUUUGUGGAAAAAAGGUGUCUGAACGACUGUGUGCAAGUCCAACCUGGCAGUGUGAUGUGGUUUGUGGAAAAACGUUACCUUGUGGGAAUCACACCUGUGAGCUGGUUUGCCAUGGUGGUCUAUGUGGCCAGUGUCCUCGUUCUGGAAAUCGCUUGUGCCCAUGUGGAAAAACAAAGUACACCUUGCCUUGUACAGAAGAUGUGUCCACGUGCGGUGAUAGCUGUGAUAAGGUUUUACAGUGUGGAAUACACAAGUGCUCCCAGCGCUGUCACAGAGGUCCAUGUGAAACAUGCAGACAGGAGGUUGAAAGGCAAUGUCGCUGUGGAAAGCACACCAAGCAAAUACCCUGUCAUAAGCCUUAUUUAUGUGAGACCAAAUGCCCUAAAACUCGGGACUGCCAGAGACAUCAGUGCAAGAGGAAGUGUUGUACUGGAAACUGCCCACCCUGUGACCAGCAAUGUGGACGUACCCUGGGAUGCAGAAAUCAUAAGUGUCCUUCAGUGUGCCAUAGAGGAAGCUGCUAUCCGUGUCCAGUGACUGUUGAUGUGAAAUGUAACUGUGGCAAAACUAUGCUGACUGUUCCUUGUGGCAGAGAGCGCAGUACUAAACCACCACGCUGCAAGGCUGUGUGCAGUCGCCCUUCUACCUGCCAUCAUGAGACUAGAGAAAAACAUAGGUGCCAUUUUGGUCCAUGUCCGACAUGCCGACAGAUUUGUCAGAAAACCUUACAAAAAUGCGGUCACUUGUGCCCUGUCCCUUGCCAUGAUGAAGCUCUAGUGAAACAGAAAGGACUGACCCAGCUAGCCGGUCCUUGGGAGCAGCCCUCUGAACCAGCUUUUAUCCAGAAGGCUUUACCAUGUCGUCCUUGUCAAGUCCCUAUACCAACGGAAUGUCUCGGCAAACAUGAGAUAAGCCCAUUGCCAUGUCAUUCUGCUGGUCCAUUUUCUUGUAAGAGGCCCUGUGGGCGUUUCCUUGCUUGUGGCAACCACACUUGCUUAAAAGAAUGUCAUAAAGUCACUGAGGAUAAUAGUGACAAAGAGAAGUCUGGUCCAGAAUGUUUUGUGUGUGAAGUGGAAUGCUCAAAACCUCGACCCCCAGGCUGCCCUCAUCGUUGCAAUCUCCGAUGUCACCUCAAAGAUUGCCCUCCAUGUGUUCAGAUGAUCAGGACCAAAUGCCACUGCAAGAUUAGCAAUCUUUUCAUUGAGUGCAUAAAACUUACUUUGGCUGAUAAAAAGGAAAAGAAUAUCCUGACUUCGUGCAAAAAUCAAUGUCCAAAAGAGCUGCCCUGUGGACAUCGGUGCAAAGAGAUCUGUCACCAGGGAAGUUGUUCAGUUCUUUGUAUUCAGAAAGUUAAACUUCGAUGCCCUUGUCGGAGAAUUAAAAAGGAGUUCCCGUGUAACACUGCACGUGAGGGUCAUGUUUCACUGGAGUGUGAUUUGCAUUGUUUAGCACUGAAGAAAAAAGCUGUAGAGAUGAAAGAAAAGGAAGAGAAGGCAGCAAAUGAGGAAGAGAAACGAAAGCAGCAGGCUGAAUUAGAAGCAUUUGAAAACCGCCUGAAAGGAAAACGGAAAAAGAACAGGAAGAAGGAUGAAAUGGAGAUGCAGCCAUCCAACUGGCAGAAAUAUAAGAACUAUAUCUUAAUGCCUGUCUGUGGCGUUGUUCUUGCUGUAUUUACACUGUAUCUGACACAAGUUAAUAUAUGACUUUUUACAUUUA
This is a messenger RNA of Rana temporaria (common frog), 2924 nucleotides long. RefSeq names its product nuclear transcription factor, X-box binding like 1 (gene NFXL1). Gene Ontology annotation, cellular component: nucleus. Bases 182 to 2911 code for a protein of 909 amino acids. The transcript has 23 exons. NCBI's taxonomy places the organism in Eukaryota, Metazoa, Chordata, Amphibia, Anura, Ranidae. Gene Ontology annotation, biological process: regulation of DNA-templated transcription. The record is from RefSeq and is a predicted model, not a curated record. Gene Ontology annotation, molecular function: zinc ion binding; DNA-binding transcription factor activity, RNA polymerase II-specific; RNA polymerase II transcription regulatory region sequence-specific DNA binding.